AACAACAUAAAAUCAAUGUUUUUUACAUGGUUCCGCUCAGGCUGCUGCCGGACACAUUUGUCGGUGGCACAAGCGUAAAGACGCCGCUCGGAAGGAAGUUGCUCGCUCAGUUUUCUGGCGUUCGGCAAAAUCAAAACAUUCAGGGAGCACAACAGAAAUAAGCUCGAUCGGUUUAGGCCAUGGCUGGACCAGUCAGCUUGGAGUUGGAUCCCAUCUUUCUAAAGGGGCUGAGUUAUUUGCAUUCAAAGAGCAAAGAUUCAGCUGAGAAACUCAAAGCUCUGCUUGAAGAGUCCCUCGCAAGAGGAAGCGACUCGUCCUACCGCUCCUUGCAAAAAGAGGUGGAGGUGUCAAAGGGGUCUGGGUCCAAACUGAGUUCAAGUAAACAAGACACCAAGUCUUCGAGCUCCUCGUCCUCUGGCAGCAGCAGUGGGAGCAACAAAUCCAGCUCAGAGAAGAGCAAGAAAGAAGGAGAGAAGAGGCCAUCUGAAAAGGUCAGGAUUGAUGUCGGGGAAGUGGAACCUCCGAAAAAGCCUCGUUUGGAGAAGCAGGAGAACCGCGCUUCCCCAAUUACUGUGCAGACGAGCAAAGACCUCCUGCCAAACAUAAAUGACUACGAUGAGACUAAUGCUGACGACUUUGCCAUGGAAAUGGGUCUGGCCUGUGUAGUCUGCAGACAAAUGACGGUGACCAUGGGAAACCAGUUGGUGGAGUGCCAGGAGUGUCACAAUUUGUACCACCAGGACUGUCACAAAACCCCAGUGACAGACAAGGAAGUAAACGACCCACGGCUUGUGUGGUACUGCGCUCGCUGCACCAGGCAGAUGAAACGCAUGGCCCAGAAACCCCCACAGAAACCGUCUCCUGCAUCCGCAUCAUCAGCACCGGUCGUAAAAGACACAAUGGUGAAAAAGACGGAGCUCAAACUGAAAACGGACACAGCCAGCACCUUCCAGGCCUUUAAAAGAACAGAAGUGAAGCCACCUGCCACAUUAGCAGCUCCCCCCAGCAGCAGCACCUCCUCCUCCAGCAGUGGUCUCACUGGUUGGGCUGCGUUCGGAGCCAAAACAAACCCGUCUCUUCCUGCUACCUCCAAGCUGGUUUCCUCAGGCCCGAGUGGGAGCAGCAAGACGUUGACAGCUCCCUCUGCUCAGAAACCUGUGGGGUUAUCGGGGCUCACUGGAGCCAAGUCAGGACUCGGAGGAGCAAAGAUUGCUGGGAACAGCAAUGGAAAUGGCUCCAGCCAGGUAACUCUGAAACCUCCUCCGCCUCUCACUCUGGGGAAGCAGACCCUUAGCCGCUCACUGAGUGGGGACGGUCAGGGGAAAGGCUCCUCGGCCUCUGGAUCCAGCUCUCCAAGCAGCUCCCAGACAGCCACUGGAGGGAACGGAGGAAACAACGGAGGAGGCAAUGGGAACAAUGGGAAUGGGUCAAAGGUUCCACCAGGAGACAAAGCACCCACCUCUCAAGAGUCCCAGCUUAUCGCCAUGAAACGUUUGCACAUGGUCAAGAAGAAAGCUGCACAGAAGAAAAUGAAGAAAUAAAUUGUGACAGACAGGCAGACACGGAAAGGAAGAGGUGGAAGUGUUGCAAAAAUAAUUAUGAGUAUUUAA
Molecule: messenger RNA, 1610 nt
Organism: Nematolebias whitei (Rio pearlfish)
Lineage: Eukaryota; Metazoa; Chordata; Actinopteri; Cyprinodontiformes; Rivulidae
Gene: ints12
Product: integrator complex subunit 12
Exons: 7
Coding region: 180-1541 (453 amino acids)
Biological process (GO): snRNA 3'-end processing
Cellular component (GO): integrator complex
Source: RefSeq, a predicted model, not a curated record